AUGCUAAUUCAACCUCUUCAACUAAUUAUUCAGCCACCUUCUUCAAUAUCCUUAUCAAAUCCAGCCGCCGCAGCCGCCACGCCUCUUCUUUUCGACGCCUCCCUUCUUCAACAUGAAGACAAUAUACCUAUUCAAUUCGUCUGGCCUGACGAAUUGAAGCCUAACCCUAAUCCUCAACAACAACAACAAGAAGAACAAGAACAACUACUCCUUCAAUCCGUUGACAUGGAAGAACUCCUCUCCCGCGAUCCAACCGCCAUUUCCAAUAUAACGAGUCUUGUUGACGAGGCCUGUCGUAAACACGGAUUGUUUCAAGUGAUAAACCACGGAAUUGAUUCAGAUUUCAUAAAGGAAGUCCAUAAGGGAAUCGACCUCUUCUUCAAUAUGCCCCUCUCGGAGAAGAUGAAAGCCAAAAGGAAAAUCGGACACCAUUCCGGUUAUGCUAGUAGUUUUACAGGCCGAUUUGCAUCCAAUCUUCCAUGGAAAGAAACUAUGUCAUUUUCAUUUAAUAAUGACAAUCACCGAUCUUCUUCAAACAUGGUCGAGAAUUACUUCUUAACAACAAUGGGAGAAGAAUACAAACAUUUUGGUAAGAUGAUGCAGAAAUACUGUGAAUCCAUGAAUAAACUCUCUCUUGACAUCAUGGAGCUCUUGAGCAUGAGCCUUGGGAUCAACCCGAACUAUUUUCGAGAAUUCUUCGAAGAAAACGAUUCCAUAAUGAGGCUCAACUAUUAUCCACCAUGCCGGAAGCCUCAUCUAACGUUGGGCACCGGUCCCCACUGCGACCCAACUUCUCUUACCAUCCUCCAUCAAGACAGAGUUGCAGGUCUUCAAGUGUUCGUGGAUGGGAAAUGGCUAACGAUUCAACCAAAACCAGAUACAUUUGUCGUCAACAUUGGUGACACGUUCAUGGCAUUAUCGAAUGGGAUUUACAAGAGUUGUCUACAUAGAGCAGUGGUGAACAGUACAACUCCAAGAAAGUCACUAGCAUUCUUCCUCAGCCCCGAAAAGGAUAGAAUAAUUAGGCCACCAAAUGAUCUUGUGAAUAUGGAGAACCCUAGAUUGUACCCAGAUUUUACAUGGCCCGAUCUUCUCGAGUUCACCCAAAGCCACUAUCGGGCCGACACCAAGACGCUCGAUGCCUUCUCACGCUGGCUUGAAGAAAACGGGGCCUUCAUCGACCAUGAUCGAGAAUAG
Molecule: messenger RNA, 1197 nt
Organism: Impatiens glandulifera
Lineage: Eukaryota; Viridiplantae; Streptophyta; Magnoliopsida; Ericales; Balsaminaceae
Product: gibberellin 20 oxidase 1-D-like
Exons: 4
Coding region: 1-1197 (398 amino acids)
Biological process (GO): flower development; gibberellin biosynthetic process; response to light stimulus
Molecular function (GO): gibberellin 20-oxidase activity
Source: RefSeq, a predicted model, not a curated record